UAAAAUCUUGGAAAUAUACAAUUAUAUUAUUUACAUAAUAUGAUAAAAGGAUUUUAUAAAUAUUUCCCUAUUUUCUAAAAAAAUAUAAAAAAUAAAAAAUAAAAAUUCCCAACCUUUUAAAAAGUAGGAGAGGUUAUGAAUAGUGUAUGAACGUUUAUACUCCUCAAAAUAUUUGUUUACAUAUUUUCCCUCAUUAUAAGUUUAAUAAGCUUUUUUUUUUCUUACCUAAUGUUUGUGUUACAUAUUUGCCUUCAUGUAAAUAGUUAUAAUAGAAUACAUUAUGGUCAAUUGGAAAAAAAUAGUUAAUUUUUUCAAAGACUAGCACCGAAAUCUAACACCACCAGAGCAUAACCUUCAACACCACCGGAAUUAUCGCCACCUACAACUUAACCUUCACAACCACCACUUCCACCCUCUACACCACCAGCAACAACCACCACAUAAAUCACCAUACCAACAACAAAAGCCACUGAAAUCACCAUACCUACCAACCAAACCCGGGCACACUGAAAUAUGUACUUGAUUAAGGCGAGCAUCAUCAUCUCUAUCUACCACAAUCGACGAAGCCGCUGACCGGACAGUGGACGCAACGGUUGAAGCACCGGACGAUACGAUCCUCAGAUAACUCGAAAGCGCCCGAAACUAGCUCGGGAUGAUCCCAUUAGGCCGACCCGUUGAAGAAGCAGCAUCUGCCACUGAAUUUUGUUUGCCAUCUGUACUGACAUGCCAGCUGUUAUUGACAGCUAUUGAAUUUUGGGGAUUCCUUUGGUUUGGGUUGGGUCUUCUGUCGGUCUGGUUUUGGCAGGCUCUGGGUUGGAUGAUGCCUUCGUCUUUCUGAGGUAUUCGUUUGAGAGGUGGUGGUUCGUUUUAGAUGCCAUUAUAUUGCCUAUUGUACAGUCUUGCAUAUGUAUUUUGGACUACAUCUUUCGAAUAACUACUAAAUCAAGAUUGUUUUACAUGAAUUUGAUUUCACUAAUUCGUUGGAACAAAGUCUUUGUUCCUUUUCAGCCUCUUUUGGAAAAAGUUGUUGCUUGGCUGAAGUUUCCAUCUCCGGUGUAUGGAUUUAUAGAUUUUGCUAAGAAUAAUGUCUUUGUGCGGGUUAAUAAACCAAAUUCCCGUGCAAGGUUCAUUUUUUAUGGUGGAGAUGCCAGUUCGGCUGAAGAGUCUCGUGAAAGAGCGGCUCAUAAAGCUGUGAAGAGAUUGAUUUGUCGAUUUAAUGUUCAGGUGUCUGACUUUACAUAUGAGCGCAUUAAGAUGUAUCGGCUGUGUGUCAAGUUAUAUAAGAAUCGAUGCGCUGAAUUGGUGCAGGAUAGAGAAGAUUUGAGUCGCAUUCGUGCAGAGUGCAGCACAAAAGAGGUUGUGCCAUUUAAUGAUGUUCAUGUUUUGGUUGAUUUUGCUCAGUUUUUGGGAGUUUUAGUGAGGAAGACUGGUGUUACUGUAACUGCCAUUGAAACUACUAAGUUAGAAGGACAUGGCUAUAUGUCUUGGCUAAUGGUUACUUGUCCUCAUAAUAGUAUUGCCAUGGAGUGCAUUUUUAGUGAACCUUGUCCUGAAACAAACAUUGCUGAGCAAAGAGUUGCAAAGAAAGCGUGCUUUUUCAUAGCUUCUGUAUUUAAUCUAGAGAUAGUUGAUGCUAACUAUGGUGCUGUUGCGAAGAUUAGUGAAGAAUGUUCUUUGAUUAGGGAGAAGUAUUCGCUGUUAAAGGGUCAUCUUGACUGCUUGGAAAGGAGUUUUAAUCAAGCUGAACCUGUUAAUUGUUUGGUGAACGAUGAAUGUGCAACACCAACUGCUGAAGCAAACCAGAUUCCAGUCCUAGCUCUUCCACCGACUCUUCCGAAUAAGCGUAGGUUUGCUUUGACUGAGCUAUCUACGAGUGGUGUGGAAGUGCAGAAUUCUGAACGGCUUGUUACUGAUCUGCCAGAUUUGGAGUCCAUUUUCAAAUGUGUUAGGGUUGAUUAGUUGGUUGAUUAGCUAUGUAUUGUGAGGCUAGCUGCCUUUUGGAUUUAGGUGUUUUAAAGGCAUGUAUGUAGAUGCUAGGUUUGUGCUUAUGAUGUAGUAAUUUUAUUAACCAGCUUUUUGUUUAUUAGUUCCUAAGGUAUCGGAUAGCCGGAGUCUUUUUGGAUUUAAUGAAAGCACUGCCAUGAAUGUAUUGCCUGAUAUGGCUUCUUUUUAAUGAAUGAAGUUAUUGUUUGUUUGCUGUUUA
Molecule: messenger RNA, 2203 nt
Organism: Chenopodium quinoa (quinoa)
Lineage: Eukaryota; Viridiplantae; Streptophyta; Magnoliopsida; Caryophyllales; Amaranthaceae
Exons: 2
Coding region: 958-1959 (333 amino acids)
Source: RefSeq, a predicted model, not a curated record